AUGGAUACCACGAUGGAAGACGAUCUCGUCGGAGAGCGUCCUCGCAUUCGCAACUCCCAAGCUUGCUUAGAAUGCCGGAAAGCCAAGAUCAAGUGCAACGGCAAACGCAAGGACGCACAAAACUGCACUCGCUGCGAGGCUAAGGGCAUCGAAUGCAACUGGACUGCUUCUCGUCGAGGCAAGAAGCCCGGAACUAAGAACCUUGCGACACGCGCGCGAGAGCAGACCGAAGCCAUGCAUCGACAGCACGACAGUCCACUCCAAUCACGCAGUUCUAUGAGCCAGCUCGAUCGCAGUCCUCCCGUCCCGCACCACACCAGCUCUACCUCUGCUUAUCGGCGCAGCGUAGCAUGGGAUCAUCCCGGCCCUUCAGGCAUGAGCAAUUCGUAUUCGCAACCAUUGACGGUGGAUCCUUAUCACCCUCACCACCGCCACGGAUCCGACGCAAGCACCAGCAAUCACCAAUCGCCUCAAAGCGCUGGAGCCUCAUCCGCCUCAGGCUCGCACCAGUCUUCUUCGGUCCCCACUGCUAUCUCUUCCGGCGGCCCACACAGCAGUCAUGCGAGCAUCGCCAGCACCGGUAGCGGUCGACGCACCUCCAAGUACCAUGAUGGUCUCUUGAUCCGCGAAUCGCGCAUGCCUCCUUCUUCCACCAACCCGCUUCUCUGCCUCUCGGAAGCUGCGCUCGGAAAGCGAUGCACAGACUCGGACAGCGAGGAAGACGAGCUCGCUGUAGAGAACGGACACGUCGACGAUGCCGCCUACAGUCCUGCGCCACCUAUCGAUGCGAAGAAGCGCAGCUCUUCGCAGAUCCAUCCUGACGAUCCGCCUCACGACGAGGACGAUGCGCAGUCCCGCUCCGCUCGCGACAUUUCUGCUAUGCUCGAAAACAACGGCUGGACCCGAUCUUGUCUCGGGCACGCCGCCUGCGAACGUGCCUCCUACUUUUCUGGCGCGUCCGCCUCUGCAAACUGGGACACGCGCCGAUGUGACCCGCUGGAUCAAGGCAUUGUCACCAUGGACGAUGUGCACCGCCUCUUCAAGAUCUUCAUGGAUGUCAUCCAUGAGCAAUUCUGCAUCCUGGACCCCAUCAUCCACAAUGUCGAGACCAUCAAGGAGUCGUCCAACUUUCUCUUCUCGGUCGUUCUCGCCAUCGCCGCCUCGGUCGAUCGCAAUCCGCGCUCCGUUCAGCAAUUCGAACGACUUCGCACUCUUGUCGAUUCGCUCGUCGUCGAGGUACUGAGUCGCAACGUCAAGAGUGUCGAAGUCGUCAAAGGCCUCAUCGUCUGGCCAAUGUGGGCGCAUCUCACCCCGCUCAUGGCCGAAGACCGAGCGUGGCUGUUGAUUGGAACCGCCGCACGUAUGGCCAAGGAGCUUGACCUUGCCAUGCGCGAGGAUACGCCGCAGGAAGAUGAAAAGGCCCGGCGUCACGCUCGAGACCGCUCGAGGACGUGGGCUCUGACAGCCAUCAUGGAGAGGAGCUUUAGUUCCUUCUCCGGCCAACGACCCAACACCACCCUGGAUGUCGACUGGGGCACACUCAACGACUGGCUCAAGUCGCCCAUCUCCCUCGACGGCGACAUCCAGGUGGUAGCCUUUCUCCAUUUGCGCCGCAUCGAAGAGAUCAUGCGAACGCGCAUCUUCAGCCAGAGCUACUAUGAAGUCGGUUCGAUCGAGAGCAUUCGUGUCUCUGCCAAUGUCCUGCUCGGCGCUUGGUCCGAAGCCUGGUGCGAGCAUCCUGCGUUGGACAGGCAUCCUCUGACUUCCACCACGAUGCGCAUCAUUGGUCUGCAUAUCCAGGUUCUGAUCAACACACACGCCAUUCGAGAGUCUGACCGAAGGAGGGCCAUUUGCGAGGCAUCCAACAUGCGCAUCCUCCGCGUCUGCGGCAAUUCGGUCAAAGCUGCGCGAGAGAACUGCGUGGUGCUGCUGACAGAUGCCUGUCGACUAGCGCUGGACAGCCUGCAUGGCAACGCGAACAUCAUCAGCCGCAUCGUGGCAGCCAUGCUCGGCUGGUCCGGUGUGCAUCUGCUCAAGAAUGGUCCGAUCGAGACACGCGGCUUGGUGGUGCAGCUUGGCCUCAUGCUCGCCGGUGAUCCGCACGACAAGACGCAUUCGAGAUCGUUUGCUCGCUUCUACGGCCGCUUCAUUCUCUCGCUCAGUGCUGAGCUGGUCGAGAGGGACCGAGCGGAAAAGUCACGAAGAAAGCGACAGCGUCUUCGAGGGUCUUCGCACAUGUCGGCUGGAUCUAGCGCUCUCGGUGCGCCCAGUCCGCGCGCAACGGGCGACCCGCUCGACAUGCGACGCAGUGUGACGGCGGGCGGCGGUGCUGCUCCCGGCUACGACCUCAGCAAGGCAACGGCGGCGCCGCGACCUUCGACGCCAGGCACGUCGAUGGCGGGAACAGCAAUGAGUGACAUGGCUUUUGCCUUCGAGUCGGCUGCGCAGAACGGAUUGCAGACUCCAGGUCUCUCGGGUCGCCCGCCUUUUGUCGGGGCCGCAUCGGGUACGGGAAUGAACAUGCCGGGCUCGUCCGCAGGCGGUGCCAGCUAUCCAUACCCCUACGCUACCACACCGGGCAUCCCCGCAUCGGGUCCAGGAGGUAGCAGCAUGACCGGCAUUCUCAACGCAGCCCCGUCUCCACUCUCCUCCGCCUAUCGUGGAGGCCACAUGUCGACGCCCAUGGGCUCCGGUAACGGGCCCUCGUUGGACCCGGUGACCAGCACCUGGCUCGGCACGGACGAUCUGCUGGACUCGUACAUGCAAAGCAUCCUGCCCAUCUUCAACGACUUUGACCACGCGACCAACAACAGCAUGGCCAAUGGCAUUGGUGGCGGUGGUGGUGUAGGCGUGCCUCUGUCUGAGGUUGGGCGCUGA
This is a messenger RNA of Kalmanozyma brasiliensis GHG001, 2877 nucleotides long. RefSeq lists its product as uncharacterized. The coding region runs from base 1 to 2877 and encodes 958 amino acids. NCBI's taxonomy places the organism in Eukaryota, Fungi, Basidiomycota, Ustilaginomycetes, Ustilaginales. Gene Ontology annotation, biological process: regulation of DNA-templated transcription; DNA-templated transcription. The transcript is spliced from 2 exons. Gene Ontology annotation, molecular function: DNA-binding transcription factor activity, RNA polymerase II-specific; zinc ion binding; transcription cis-regulatory region binding. The record is from RefSeq and is a predicted model, not a curated record. Gene Ontology annotation, cellular component: nucleus.